UACAAGCCCCAGGGACACCCGCGACGGCGCCUGCGGAAGUCUGAGGUGGAAACGAGCCAGAGCAUCGCUUGGGAAGAAGCAGGGUUUCACGCCUCGGGGGUCCAGGCGUGGGUCUUAUCCCGCAGGCCCUUGGACAACUCUGCACGGGAGCAACUAUGAACUUGGAGCGAGUGUCCAACGAGGAGAAGCUGAACCUGUGCCGGAAGUACUACCUGGGCGGCUUUGCUUUCCUGCCGUUCCUGUGGUUGGUCAACAUCUUCUGGUUCUUCCGGGAGGCCUUCCUCGCCCCGCCCUACACGGAGCAGAGCCAGAUCAAGGGCUAUGUCUGGCGCUCAGCUGUGGGCUUCCUCUUGUGGGUAAUUGUACUCACCACCUGGAUCACUAUCUUCCAGAUCUACCGGCCCCGUUGGGGAGCCCUUGGGGACUACCUGUCCUUCACCAUACCUCUGGGCACCCCCUGAGGCUUCCUUCAUAGGCCUGGGUGGGGGGGAGGGGUCGGCUUAUUCUCCCAGGAUGGAUUCUUCCACUCAAGGCUCACCCUUGAACCCACUAAGACUUCUUCUCUCCCGUGAUUUUGGCUGAUAUCCCACAAUAAACAGCUCUGAUUCUCAA
This is a messenger RNA of Echinops telfairi (small Madagascar hedgehog), 612 nucleotides long. RefSeq names its product presenilin enhancer, gamma-secretase subunit (gene PSENEN). Bases 156 to 461 code for a protein of 101 amino acids. The transcript is spliced from 4 exons. NCBI's taxonomy places the organism in Eukaryota, Metazoa, Chordata, Mammalia, Afrosoricida, Tenrecidae. Gene Ontology annotation, cellular component: gamma-secretase complex. The record is from RefSeq and is a predicted model, not a curated record. Gene Ontology annotation, biological process: Notch receptor processing.